Messenger RNA from Rosa rugosa (rugosa rose), 903 nucleotides. Its product is annotated as MYB-like transcription factor ODO1. Bases 37 to 795 code for a protein of 252 amino acids. The transcript is spliced from 2 exons. Lineage: Eukaryota; Viridiplantae; Streptophyta; Magnoliopsida; Rosales; Rosaceae. The record is from RefSeq and is a predicted model, not a curated record.
UUAGUGCAAAGCUAAGCAAGGUACCAGCACAAGGUGAUGGGCAGGCAACCUUGUUGUGACAAGCUUGGCGUCAAGAAAGGUCCAUGGACAGCCGAGGAAGACAAGAAACUAGUGAACUUCAUCCUCACUCAUGGCCAAUGCUGCUGGCGCGCCGUCCCCAAGCUCGCGGGUCUGCGCCGCUGCGGCAAGAGCUGCCGCCUCCGCUGGACUAAUUAUCUUCGGCCCGACUUGAAGCGAGGGCUACUCAAUGAAGCUGAGGAGCAGCUUGUUAUUGACCUCCAUGCUAGUCUUGGCAAUAGGUGGUCUAAAAUUGCAGCAAGACUGCCUGGAAGAACAGACAAUGAGAUCAAGAAUCACUGGAAUACACACAUCAAGAAAAAACUUAUCAAGAUGGGGAUUGAUCCAAUUACUCAUGCGCCUCUCCAAAAACAAGUCACUACAACCCCACAAGAAACGCCUUGUGAAGCCAAUAUUCAACAAAGUAUGAACAUCCCGGAGCAUGGAGUCUCUGGCAACGAAAAUGGCAGCUCUGCAACUGAGAAUUCCUCAAGCAAUGAAGCUCAGUCACUAAUUGAGGUCAAUGCCAAUGGUGACGAUGACCCUUUGGUGAGAUACAUAUUAUCCGAUUAUUCCGAUACAUUUCUCCAGGAUUGGUCAUGGAAUUUUCCGGUUGUGGAAGACAAUUACAGUGAUCUUGGCUUGUCUUCAACUUCAUCAGAGGAUAGCUCAACUUGGUUUAUGGACUGCAAGGAUUUUGGGGUUGAGGAUUUCGAGCUUGGAAAUUGUAUCAAUUAAUAACAGGAACAUGUUCAUAUUAUAUGCAGUACUAUAACACAUGGGUGGUAUGCAUUAUGCAAUCCCCAGAUAGUUUACCUAGCAAUGUGAAAAAAAUUUGACACUUCA